Molecule: messenger RNA, 9321 nt
Organism: Callithrix jacchus (white-tufted-ear marmoset)
Lineage: Eukaryota; Metazoa; Chordata; Mammalia; Primates; Cebidae
Source: RefSeq, a predicted model, not a curated record
AUGGGUGCCACUAAUGAAACUGAGGGGAGAAGAUGCUCCAAAGCCAGUUCCAGAGUGCCCGGGGCGUUCGAGGAGCCAGUCAACCGGCUCCCCGCUGCAGCCGGCUCGUCCCUCUCUGGGAACAACCCAGAGAGAGGUGCGUGCGGAGAUGGGUGGGCAUCGCAUCUCGCAUCCAUAACUGUUGCUGGAGCAUUUCCUCCAAGUCUUACCUCGAAGGGGCGUCUCCCCGUUUACCCACGUCCUUCUUGCCUGGCUGCUUCGAGACUUUGCAGGCGAAAGACUGGCGCCGGGUCCGCCCUCGUCCAUGUCACUGGAAAACCCCGGGAACCUCCCAGACACAGCGCAUUUCCCGGAAACCGCCUUUCCAAGCAGGUUGCGGGAAGGCCGGGACUCUACAGCCAGACACCCGGUCGCAUCCCAAGAAGAGGGUCGGGGCUGCGGGAGCCGCUCCUACGGAACCCGCGAGUUGCGGCGGCUUCACGAAUAUUCUGGGGCGCAGAAGCCCAAGCGCUGCCGGAGGGCGCUCUGGGGGAGGCGUCCGCAGAUAAAAGCCCGGCUGCGGCGGAAGCCCCAGGACGCGCCGGCUGGGCUGGGCCGGAGGAGGCGAGGCGAGCUAGCGGGUGGGACCGGCCAGGAAGCCCGGGCGGCGAGACAGACAGCCAACGCUCCCGCGGGACGCAAGCCCGGGAGCCGCGCGUGCCGAGCGCUCUGCGCUCCGGAGAGGUUCCCCCAACGCUGCAGCCGCGGGGCCUCUCCAUCCGGCGCCCAUUGGUCCCCGCGGGGGCCUGGGAGCCUGGAGCGGGGCCGCAAGCUGAGACCCUGAACGCGCGGGGUGCCCGCGCCCAGACCGGCCGGGGAGGAGGCGCAGCGCGGCGAGCCUGGGGACUCGGAGCCGGACUGGGAGCCUCCCAGCGGCGCAGCCUGCCCGAGCACUGGCGCCUGAGGCGGCCCCGCGCCGGCGGCGAAGGACGCGUCCCCAAGGGCAGACUGACUGACCGGCGGGCGGAACUGGAUCCAGUCCGCUACCCCGCUCUCCUGCCCCCGGCCCGGCCCGGCCCGGGACCCGGUCCCCGGCGCCAUGGACAAGCUGCCGCCAUCCACUCGCAAGCGGCUCUCCAGCCUCCGGCAGCAGGUGGGGGCCAAGGCGUGCACCCUGGACGAGGAAGAGGACGCCGAGGAGGAGGGGGCCGGGGACCGCCACGACCCCAGCCGCAGGAACAUCCAGCUGCGGACCCUGUGCCCUGCCCUCGCCCUCGACGGCCGCGGGUGACGCGGUUUCCCGGAGCUCGGCUCUCGGGGCAGCGGACAGCGAAGGGCGGGCCCGCGGCCCAGGCAAGUCCAGCACAAACGGCGACUGCAGGCGCUUCCGCGGGAGCCUGGCCUUGAGGGGCAGCCGAGGCAGCUGAGGCGGCGGCACGGGGAGCGGCAGCAGUCACGGACACCUGCAGGACUCCGCGGAAGAGCGGCGGCUCAUCGUCUAGGGCGACGCUUCACCCGGCGAGGGCAGGACGUCCCCAGGCCUGGCGGCCGAGCCGGUGAGCCCCGGCGGGUCGGUGCAGCCCGCAGCCUCGCCACCGCCGCCGCAGCAGCCACCGCAGCGGGCCUCCGCCUCCUGCGAGCAGCCCUCUGCGGACACCACUAUCAAAGUGGAGGAAGGCGCGGCCGCCGGCGACCAGAUCCUUCCGGAGGCCGAGGUGCACCUAGGCCAGGCCGGCUUCAUGCAGCACCAGUUCGGGGCCAUGCUCCAACCCGGGGUCGACGAAUUCUCCCUAAGGAUGUUCGGCAGCCAGAAAGCCGUGGAGCGCGAGCAAGAGAGGGUCAAGUCGGCCGGAUUUUGGGUUAUCCACCCUUACAGCGACUUCAGUUCUUCCUGAUACCAAGCCCACGGUGAUUUCAUCCAUAGCUCACUGCAGACCAUUCUGUCUAUCCCUACAUAAGCAAAGAGUCCACUAAAUGAGUCAUGUGAGAAAAGACAAUUCAGGAACUACCUCUCUGUUUCCAUCUGCCUUGCCAAUCAGUGUGUUGGAAUUAUCUUCCCAAGGAAAUCAGGAAGAAAAGCGAAGGCUAUAUCUAGAAGAGGCCUUUAAAUGCAGACCCUACAUCUCCAAUAAUGACUUCCAGAAAACAACAGUGAGACUUGCUCCUGGAAAUACCAAUCACGACCCAUAAGCACUGGUGUCCCCUGAGGGCCUACUCGAAAUACAGAAUCUCAGGCUCACUCUGACACUAGAAUGACAAUCUGUUUUCUUGACAAGAAUCCUCAGGAGGAUCCCUAACAACAGUGUAGUCCCUGAAGGGGUCAUGAGGACAAUACCACGCCUACAGGUACCGCAGGACCAAGGGCCCAUGGAAGAGUUUGGAUUUCGGCUUGCUGUGCUGGUCUUCUUUCUGCAGGAGUGACCCCCCUCGGGAUGGUCAGGUGAUUAAAAGGCCUGGGGGUGGGAGCCAGACCUCCACUACCCUAAGGCUUCAGAAACCAGGAGCACCACACAGAAGGCGGGGCCCACAGCCCAGAAGCUAGCCGAGGACACACGUGCACCAGCAGGAAGACAGACUGCAGAGAAACCGCGCUGUGGUGCACUGGCCACACAUACGUCCGGCAUACACGGCUCUCCCACACAAAUGUAAACACGAUGAAAGAUACAGACACACCUAUACAGACACACACAGGUAUGCACGCACACGCAGACACACACACAAACAGAAAGAAAGGCAAGCGGAGACAUCCGACAGUCGCAGGCAGCUGCUGAGGCUGCAGGGUCCUGCUCUCUGUUGGGAAGCACCUGGGGGAGAGAGCAGCCCCGAGGCACACAGGCGGCUGGAACCUGGAAAUCGCAGCAGGGUCAGUUUUCAAGGAGAGGCACCUUCUCCCCAGGACGUCUGAGCAGGCCUGAAGCAUCGCAGGGAUCCUUGGGGCUCGCCCUGGGCAUCCCUGAAGCUCCGCUGCAGCUUUUCUCCGCCUACCUCCCCCCUGCCCAACGACUGAAAUCGCUGGACUCUGGCGAUCAUCCCCGGGAGAGGCGGGGGGGCUUCAACCAACGCCGAGCCACGGCCACGUAGGGCCUGUGCCUUGCCAAGCCGCUGAGACGGCGGUUCCCCUGGCCACGGGGGCGGUCACUGUGACGCGAUCCCCGGGUGGGCGCUCGCGCUUGUGACACGCCGCUUGCGCAUGCGCAUCGGUGUGCUCGGCUGGCCAGCCGCGAUGUCCGUGCUCCCCCACCGGCCGGCCGCAGCUGCGCGGGAAAAUGCCGUCGGCGUUGUCCGAGGCGGCCCCUGGGAGGGAGCCUGGGUGCCACUGGCAGUGCAGGAGCCCGAUCGUCGUGACUCCACUGGCUUCCUGAACCGACUUUCCUUUUCCGGUCAGCUGAAUGGGGAGGGCGCUUCAGACCUCCACUCCAGGUGGGCAUUCGGGACUGCUCUCCCCAGGAGAUUCCGGAUCCGACGGCCUGGGCAGGGAUCGGGUCCCACCGGGCUGGAGAUUCAGUCUGGUGAGUUGUGGUGGGGGUCGCUGGACCCCAGAAAGCUACCGGAGACCCUCCGGGAGGGUGCCGGCGAACGUUCCGCAGCUCCCUGAGCUCACUGCCUCCCCUUCCACCUGGGCCACCCACCAAGGGGCCCUACCUUGCCCUCCAAGCCCAGGGACCCGUGCUUCUCCUCACUGCGGUCCAGAGAAGGGGAGGAAGAAAAACAGAGCGGUGGUGAGCGCAGCCUGCAGCAGAGGAGGCAACAGCUGCAUCCGGCCUCCCCUGGGGGCAGAUCCGGUGGAGACAGCUUCUCAGAAGCUUUCUGGGGUGAAGCCAAAUCCCGAGACGGAUGUCCAGGCAUGCCACUGAGGACUCCCAUGAAAGCCAAGCACAACACGCUAACGGAUCUUAGUCACUUUAUUGUUUUGACAGAAAACAUCAUCAUCUGGUUACCAAGUGUUUCGAUCAAAUUGCUCUGAUGGCCUAUGCACGGAGACCGACGGUCAACCUGUCCUGUCGAGAGAAAAUGAAUUCCCAGUGUUAGAAAUGCAGAUUCUCACUCUCAGGGAAACCUAAGUCCAGAGUGGAACCGUGUGUGGGAGGUUAAUCAGUGGAUGAAAUGUGUUUCUGAAGGGCGGUUUGCACUAAAUCCUAUGGUAACGAAGGUCCUACCCUGCCAUUUGGUUUUCCAUGUGUGCUGUGAUGAGCAAAUCAUAAAGAUGGAACCCUCAUCCCCUCCACAGGAGCUUUUAACAUCCACCUUACCUGACAGUAGUCUCCUGGUCUCCAGUCCCCUUGCAAGUUGCACAUUCAGAUCUCCAGUCUUCAGCCUGGUUCUUCUUUUGCCAUGCAGACCGUCUUUGUCUUCUCUCUCUAGGUACUUCUUCCUGCCAUACAAGGCCUGGUAAAAGAAAACACAGUAAGGAUAUAAGGGAAACAAUUUUCCGAAGGAAAACUUCUCAAAGGUAAGGCUGUGGAAAAGUGCGUAACUUCUUCAAGCCUCACGUUUUCCUCCCUCAGGAACGAAGCUCUGUUUUCCUCCUCUGGUUCUCUGGGGAAACGAGAACAACAACAAUGACAACAUCCAAGCUCCAGACCACAUUGAGUCUUUGCUUAAGGAAAAGAUAAGUUUCCUCCGGCAAACCUGUUUACUUAAGUUAGGCUCUUGAGAAAUUAUCUACGUCUCAUUCAUACUUUAUGGGACCACUAAAUUUUGUGACCACUGAUGCCAUGGGAAAAGAAAAGUAACAAAUUCAGUGUACUUUAUAUGUACCUUCAUAAAUGUCCGUGAUUACGAUUGACUCAGAGCGUGUCAGUUUUCCUAACUUGUCAGGUGUGGCUUCUAUAGGUGGAGUGCUAUGCCUCGGAUCGUCCUACACACUGUUUACCCACAGGUAGGCAGGAAAGAGAGAAUUCUUUAGCAGCAGAAGAAGAGCAGAAGGAAAAGUUGUCACAGCUCCUAAGUCCUACUGAAGGUAAAAGCACUUAGAAUGCCAUAGAAAAAAAUCCCCGUAAAGUCACUCACCUAAAAUUCACAUCGUGUAGUUCAGAUUGCAUUGACCACUUCAAAGAAGGCAUAAAGAUGUUUAAAGGAACCGUAAGUACCUGAGUAUUUUGCAGCCAAUCUGUUAACAAUCUUCACAAAUAACAGCAGAGCCUCUGUGUAGAUGUUGCCAUGCACACAUGCAGACCGCCGUUCAUCAGAGACUGGAAGAGAAAGCGGGGACUGCUCCCCAGAAUUACUUGGACAGCUGAGAUCAAGGAUCAUUCUUAAGCUAGAGUAGGUACUAAGUCGGUCUCAACACAAUGACACGAUACUAUAUGUCUAUUAAUGUUUUCUUACCUCAUUGUCAUUUCAGUUCUUUCUGAUACCAAGCCCACCGUGAUUUCAUCCAUGGCUAACUGCAGACCAUUUUAUCCCUACAUAAGCAAAGAGUCCACUAAACGCGUCAUUUGAAUUAGGAAUAAAAGUGAAGGCCAUAUUUAGAAGAGGCCUUUAAAUGCAGACCCUACAUCUUCAAUAAGGACUUCCAGAAAACAACAGUGAGACUUGCUCCUGGCAAUACCAAUCAUGACCCAUAAGCACUGGUGUCCCCUGAAGGCCUAUUUUAAAUACAGAAUCUCAGGCUCACUCUGACACAGGAAUGACAAUCUGUUUUCUUGACAAGAAUACUGAGGGUGAUCCCUAACAACAGUGUAGUCCCUGAAGGGGUCAUGAGGACAAUGCCACCUCUACAGGUACCGCAGGACCAUGGGCCCAUGGAAGAGUUUGGUUUUCGGCGUGCUGUGCUGGUCUUCUUUCUGCAGGAGUGACGCCCCUCAGGAUGGUCAGGUGAUUAGGAGGCCUGGGGUUGGGAGCCAGACCUCCACUACCCUAAGGCUUCAGAAACCAGGAACAACACACAGAAGGCGGGGCCCACAGCCCCUUAGCUACCCGAGGACACACUUGCACCAGCAGGUAGACAGGCUGUAGACAAAACAUGGUGGUGUGCAGUGGCCACACUUACGUCCAGCAUACACGGCUCGCACACCCAAAUGUAAACACACAGAAAUAUACACACGGAUCCACAUAUACAGACACACGUACACAGAAAGAAAGACACGCGGCGACAUCCGAUAUUCGCAGGCAGCUCCUGAGGCUGCAGGGUCUUGCUGUUUGCCGGGAAGACACUCUUUGCUUUAUUUUAUGCAAAGAAUUGGACCAGGUAUAAUAAGACUAAAGACAUAGAAAGUUCCCUUUUUUUUUUUUUUUUUUUUUUGAUACAGAGCUUUGCUCUGUCACCCAGGUCUGUCAUCCAGGCUCAGUGACCCAUAGAGAGGUCUCAGCUCACCACAACCUUCCCCUCCUGGGUUUAGGUUAUUCUCCUGCCUCAGCCUCCCAAGUAGCUGGUAUUACAGGCAUGCACCACCACGCCUGGCUAAUUUUGUAUUUUUUUAGAGAUAGGGUUUCACCAUUUCAUUCAGGCUGGUUUCAAUGCCUGCCUUGGCCUCCCAAAAUGCUGAGAUUACAAAUAUGAGCCACUGCGCUCAGCCUAGACUGGUAAAUUCUUAAUGACGAAUGUGUUAACAAAAGAAAACAUGUCAAUUUUCUGUUGUCAAGAUUAAGAUAAGUGAAUUUUUUUAUUUAUUUGAAUUCAUAAGCUUCUUAUAUAAGCUCUUGAUUCAAAUUUUUUUUUUACAAAAGAUUAUUUGAGCUACUUGGAAUAUCUGCUAAAAGAAUUACUUGAGCACUUUUUUUUAAAAAAACUAUCAUUGGGCCGGGCGCGAUGGCUCACGCCUGUAAUCCCAGCACUUUGGGAGGCUGAGUCGGGUGGAUCACAAGGUCAAGAGAUCGAGACCAUCCUGGUCAACAUGGUGAAACCCCAUCUCUACUAAAAAUACAAAAAAUUAACUGGGCAUGGUGGCACAUACCUGUAAUCCCAGCCACUCAGGAGGCUGAGGCAGGAGAAUUGCCUGAACCUAGGAGGCGAAGGUUGCGGUGAGCCAAGAUCACGCCAUUGCCAGCCUGGGUAACAAGAAUGAAACUCCGUCUCAAAAAAAAAAAAAAAAACUAUCAUCUUUCUAGUUUAUAAUUCAAUGAAGCUUUCUUUAUACCUUCUUUGUUUUCAUAAAUGCCAACCAGGUAAAAAUAACAUUUAAAAAUCUCACUUGUUAAUGGCAUUCACUAUCAUUUAUAUUUAAAUUAGUGUUCGACUCUCAUAACAUAACUAGUUAUUUUCCUUUAACAUUAACUUUUCACUAUGCUUUAAUAAAUGUCCCAUUCCAACAUUAAAAUCUUGUUUUAAAAAUUACAAUGUAAAUGCAGUUAUAAUUUUAAAAUUUUACUUUAAUAAACAUAACCGUGAAUCCCACUUUAAAUGUCAAAAAGAAAUGGGAUAGUACAUGAUCUUUCCACUUUAUUGUAACAUCAAAAAAAUCCCUGAGGAUGUGUUCCAAAAUAAAUUUUACAAUCCUCUACCAACAAACAAUUUUGAUGUUUGCUCCUUCCUUCCUCAUAACUAUGUAGGGAUCAGCCUCAGUGAGGCAGGUGUAACAACUGAGCUUUCCUGUGAGCACUUCGCAAGCAUGACAAAGACGAUUAUUUUUUCUUACCAUCACUGGGACAAUCUGGAUGUCUAAAUAAAUAACCAACAAACAAGCAAGCAUCGUUGGUAGAUAUUCUAUUUUGUAUUAUUACAUAGUCUUUAUAACAUAUCCUAUGCAAAGUUACAUAAUUUCUUUUAUCAUAUUUGAUAUUAUAAAAACUAAUUUUGAAAAUAUUUUUAUCAGCUAUUAUAGGUAAACGUAUAUGAGCUAAAUCAAUACCAAUUGCCUCUUGAUUAUUACUAAAUGCUUAUGUGUCACGAAAUGUGACAAACAGAUAUUCUUUCACAAAAGGGAAGACAUACAAUAAUAAAACUAUGACAAUAAAACGAGGUGAUUAUCGGACCCUACAUUAUGUUUAUCUUGUUCCAGGCACUACUAACUCAUUUAGUACAGUAGAGUGUGAGUGUGACUGAUCUGCUUUGAGCUACUCAUAGUUGAAACAAUAUCUUUUUUUUGGGGGGGGCAGAGUUUCGCUCUUGUUACCCAGGCUGGAGUGCAAUGGCGUGAUCUCGGCUCACCACAACCUCUGCCUCCUGGGUUCAGGCAAUUCUCCUGCCUCAGCCUCCUGAGUAGCUGGGAUUACAGGCACAUGUCACUGUGCCCAGCUAAUUUUUUGUAUUUUUUUUUUUAGUAGAGAUGAGGUUUCACCAUGUUGACCAGGAUGGUCUCGAUCUCUUGACCUCGUGAUCCACCCGCCUUGGCCUUUCAAAGUGCUGGGAUUACAGGCGUGAGCCACCGCGCCUGGCCCUGAAACAAUAUCUUAUUCAUCCUUUUAUUCCAAGUUCCUCAAAAAAGUUAUUGACUACUAUAUAAGCCUCAAUAAAUAAGUAUUUUGGAAUUGUAAAUUUAAUUGUCCCAAAUAAGCAGUAUACUUGAUGUUUUUGCGUUGGUAACUGAAUAUCAAUGACACUCAUACAUUUAUUAAAAUUGUUAUAGUUGACUUUGACAAUUAAUUGCUAUCCCUGAUAUUUAUUGCAACAUAUUUUUGAAAUAGUGACAUAGACUAAAGAAUUCUAUAAUAUUGUUACAUACCCAGUAUACGUUUGUGGUUUUCUAAAUCAUUACAUAAGGUUAUUGAUCUAUAUGUUCAGCUAACACAUAGCUAAAUUAUAAAUGUAAAGAUUGAGAGUAAAUAUGUCUCUUUAAAACUGCUGUAGUUUUGACCCUAUUCAUGAGUGCUUUAUUAUGCACUUUAUAAGCAUGAAAAUGUUACCAUUUUUAUUUUAAGUUUGAAGAUCACUUUCUGUAUUCAAUUCUGAGCUUGGAAAUUGUGUUUAGAUGUUUGAACACUUAAUUGAUCAUGCUACAUUUGUUUGAUCAUGGUUUUUUACUGCUCGGUUGGUGAUACUUUUUUGGAAAGUAUGAAAUGGAUUUGCUGCUUAGGAGUGAAUAACUUUUUAAAACAGGUUUUCAGGAAUCUUCCAGGAAGAAAAGCACAUGCUUGAUCCUUAUUAUUAUUACUUUUAACACAGUUAGAAACCCAGGAAGUAAUCAAAAAGCAAGACUUAAACUGAAUUUAAAACAUGAACUCCUAUUUGACAUUGCAGUAUUUGCAAAGAUGUUUUAGCUAUUGCAUCAGUAAAACCAAUACUCAUUUAUUUCUUAAGGUGAAGUAUUUUUUUAUUAAGAUAGCUUUGUGUAAAACUUCAGUUUGUCAAAUUUUCUGAGCAUGUGCCAAAUGCCAAUAACAAUGUAAAAAAAAUUAGGAGUAAGGGAAAUAUGGUUUUUGAGAAAUGUUGGAUGAAAUAAAUAAAAUAGUAUUUUUAGUGUU